This is a messenger RNA of Mauremys mutica (yellowpond turtle), 2879 nucleotides long. RefSeq names its product dual specificity tyrosine phosphorylation regulated kinase 4 (gene DYRK4). Gene Ontology annotation, biological process: peptidyl-threonine phosphorylation; peptidyl-serine phosphorylation. NCBI's taxonomy places the organism in Eukaryota, Metazoa, Chordata, Testudines, Geoemydidae. The record is from RefSeq and is a predicted model, not a curated record. Bases 208 to 2607 code for a protein of 799 amino acids. Gene Ontology annotation, cellular component: nucleus. The transcript is spliced from 19 exons. Gene Ontology annotation, molecular function: protein serine/threonine/tyrosine kinase activity; protein serine/threonine kinase activity; ATP binding.
AACACCAUGCAUCUGCUCUGGCCCUAACACUAGCCUUGGUCCCAGGCAUGCUUAUAAAAACUAGAUUCAAAAUGGCAAAAUCUUGGGGACAGUGCAGGACGGUGGUGCUGUGAAUGUGCAUGCAGCAGGUUUCCUUACCUGCAGGCAUUCUUCUGUGUCAUCGGCUUGUGCAUUUCUCACUUCAAACUCUCUUUGAGUGUAGUGAUAAUGCCACAGAAAAAGAGAAAAUCGCCAGAUGAGAACAAUCGGCAGAGGCCUACUGAACACAAUUUGAGGAAGAAAAUUGCUUCCAAGCCUGAAAAACUAAGAAUAGGCAGAUCUAGCGUCCUCCCUGUCAUCAUUAAAUCAGGGAAAAAACAACAAUUAACACAGGCAAAGCCAAAGAGGUUUGAAAGUCAUCUCCUCGCAGAGCUCUUCAAUGCCACUCCUGGAUUAGUUGGAGAGAGUGUCAUUAAGGAAAAGGAAGCAAGUGCUGUUGUUCACAAUAUGAAACAAGACUGUGAAAAAACCAGUACCAACUUGGGUCAGAUUAAUUCCUGUGCAUAUGGAAGGACUCCUAGGGGAGAUGUGUGUCAUUCAGUAUGCAAAGGAAAAACAGAUCAAAACCCAUCAAGUGAGACAGACUGUAUUCAAGUAUCCUUGUCUCUACUAGACCAGACACCUGCAGUCCAAAGACAGAAUCAGAUAAAGUCUUAUAUCAAUGAAGACAAUUACCCGAUAUACAAAAUCAAAAAAGGAAUCUUGCUGCAGACAAAUCAGAAGUACCUACUUGAGAAGUCUUCCCAAGUAGAUUCAUUUUCUCAGUCUCAACUACCAGCUCAAGAGAGCAAUCAUCUGGGAUCCAGCAAAGUCUUCCGUCAGAAAUUCAAUAGCAGUGUUAGUUCACUCCCUCAUCUGGAAGGCCAAACGAAGCACAAUUUAAUUGUAAAUGCCGCCAGACCUCAUCCACAAGACAGCAACCUUCCUCACAUAACAAAGAACCUGCAGAAUGUGAACCUAUUGCUUCAGGAAAACAGAUCUCGAGGCCAGCCACAUGUUUCCCGAUUUAACCUUGCAGAAAACCUGCCUGAAGGUGCUACCAGAGUCCAGCUCAAUAGGCCGGAAAUAGAAGGAACCAACACCAGUCUCAAGUUGCCUCUGACAGCUCCAGAAGCCUUGAAAUAUUUUAGAAACCAGUUAACAGUUUAUGAGCAAGAAGAAAUUCUCAACUAUGCAGAGCUGUGGUUUCUUGGGCUGGAAGCUAAAAAGAUUGAAGGGUUACCUGAAACACAGAAUAAUAAUUGUUAUGAUGACGAACAUGGCACUUACAUAAAGGUCCUACAUGACCAUAUCGCAUACCGCUACGAAGUGCUAGAGGUCAUUGGGAAAGGGUCGUUUGGACAAGUAGCAAAAUGUUUGGAUCAUAAAACCAAUGAACUAGUGGCAGUGAAAAUAAUAAGGAACAAGAAAAGAUUUCACAAUCAGGCUUUGGUAGAAGUGAAGAUUCUCGAUGCUCUUCGGAAGAAGGACAAAGACAAUUCUCACAAUGUUGUCCAUAUGAAGGAAUGCUUUUACUUUCGCAAUCACUUCUGCAUUUCUUUUGAACUGCUAGGAAUAAAUUUGUAUCAGCUGAUCAAAAAGAACAAGUUCCAAGGUUUUAGUUUGUCUUUGAUUCGACGAUUCACUCAGUGUGUGCUGAGAUGUUUACAAAUGCUCUACCGGGAAAAAAUUAUCCACUGUGACUUGAAACCUGAGAACAUAUUGCUAUAUCACAAAGGUCAAAAUUCAGUUAAAGUUAUUGACUUUGGAUCAAGCUGCUAUGAACACCAAAGAGUGUAUACGUAUGUUCAGAGCCGAUUUUAUCGCUCCCCCGAAGUGAUUCUUGGUCACCCGUAUGCUACUCCUAUUGAUAUGUGGAGCCUGGGAUGCAUCAUGGCUGAACUUUACACAGGCUAUCCCCUUUUUCCAGGAGAGAAUGAAGUAGAGCAACUUGCCUGCAUCAUGGAGAUAUUGGGUCUUCCACCAGCUGAUUUUAUUCAGACUGCAUCAAGAAGACGAACAUUCUUUGAUUCCAGAGGUUUUCCUAGAACUAUAACAAACAGCAGGGGGAAAAAAAGACACCCAGACUCCAAGGAUCUAAGUACGGUAUUAAAAACCCAUGAUGCUGCUUUCCUGGAUUUUCUUAGAGGCUGCCUAAUGUGGGAACCUGCCCUUCGCAUGACUCCAGAUGAAGCAAUGCAGCACGCAUGGAUCCAGGAACCAAGAAUACAUAAAUCAAAACAAAAUCCCCACUCUGCAAGUGAAAGCUCCUUCUUCACACUAGAGAAGAAGCAGAAUGUACAUAAACACACACUGCCUGGACAAGGAGAAGAAAACACCUGUCAAGAUAUGGUUGAUAAAGUAAAAUGUGAAAUGACUGAAAAUCCUACUGCUGCAAGUGAAAGACUAACUCUCAAUGCAUCUUCCUCAGACACAAUGGAAAAUAAAGUGCAGAACACAACCAAACAGGUUAUUCCAGAGGAAGAUCUGGAAAACCCAGUGGAAAAAGCUAUCAAAAGAGACAAAGCAGGACACAGCAGUGAAACAGCUCUUCACAAAAAUUCAAUGUUCUUACCACCAAUUAAGUAACAUUCUGCACAGGCAGCUACUGGUCUGGUUUCUAUACCUGCCUAGUAUGUUUUGUAGGUAACCAUUUAACUGUACAAUAUUCAAGAACAUCAUUUUAAAUAAUAACUCUCCACACAUGGGUUGUGCACAUUUGUAGACAUUUUUAACCUAGAUUAGUCCAGGUAACCAAAGCAGAAUGUGCGUUGAACGUUCCUGAAUGUUACCAACAUUCUUGUUGUGAUCAGAGAUUCUUCACAACCCACAGCAAUAUUUUUAAUAAAAAGGAGACUCUA